Molecule: messenger RNA, 1644 nt
Organism: Fusarium keratoplasticum
Lineage: Eukaryota; Fungi; Ascomycota; Sordariomycetes; Hypocreales; Nectriaceae
Exons: 1
Coding region: 1-1644 (547 amino acids)
Molecular function (GO): flavin adenine dinucleotide binding; NADP binding; N,N-dimethylaniline monooxygenase activity
Source: RefSeq, a predicted model, not a curated record
AUGAACGGUCUCGUCAAUUCUUCCACAGAAUCCGAGGUCAUCGCCGACAUCAUCAUUGUCGGAGCUGGCUUCGGAGGCUGCUACGCCCUGCAUGAGUUACGUAACAUGGGCUACACUGUUAAGCUUCUCGAAGCUGGCAGUGACUUUGGCGGCGUCUGGCACUUCAACAAGUACCCAGGAGCUCGCGUCGACUCGGACACACCUCUAUAUCAACUGAGCUUGCCACAGGCUUGGCGCGGGUUCUCAUUCCGAGAACGUUUUCCGGGCCACCAAGAACUUCGGGAUUACUUUAUGCACAUCGCCGAAGCCCUGGACCUUCGCAAGGAUGCCAUUUUCAACACCAGGGUGAUCGAUGCCAAGUUCAACACCGAGUCCAACGGCUGGGUCCUUCGGGCCGAGAAUGGACUUGUGACCAAGUCUCGGUACGUGGUCUUCGCCACUGGCACAACUAAUAAGCCGUAUAUUCCAAGCUUUCCUGGGAUCCACAGCUUCUCCGGCAAAGUCAUCCAUCCUGCAGCUUGGCCCGACAACCUUAAUUUGAAGGGCAAAAAGAUAGGCUUGGUGGGCCAAGGCGCAUCAGGACUGCAAAUCUUGCAGGAUAUCGCCAAGGAGGACUGCGACGUCACCGUCUUUGUCAGAAACCCGCCCACGGCCCUCCCCAUGAAUCAGAGAUCCCUGUCUCAUGAAGAGUCUGAAGAGCUCAAGAACUCGUAUGAGGCCUUGUUUUACCACGGAAAGUAUCGUGACGAAGCGGGAUACUCAUUCAACACACCGGUCGGUUCGUUCUAUCAUACCACGCCCGAGGAGCGUAGGGAGCGAUAUGAGGAACUGUGGUCGAGAGGAUCAUACGCCUUUCUGGUAUCCAUGUACGCAGAGCACCAUUACGACAAGCAGUCAAACGCCGAACUGUACCAGUUCUGGGUUGAAAAGGUCAGGGCCCGAAUUAGUGAUCCUUCCAAGCGCGACAUCAUGGCGCCUCUGGAGCAAUUUCAAUGGAUCGGCGCCAAGAGGCCAAACCUUGAGAUGGACUAUUACGAAACGCUCGAUCAACCCAACGUCAAACUGGUCAGCCUCAAGAAAUCGACAAUCAAGGAAUUUGUGUCCGACGGUAUUCUCACUUCGACCGAAGGUGUCGACGAACAUCACGAGCUGGACUUGGUCAUAGUGGCUACGGGAUACGAUUCCGUGACCGGAAGUCUCUACGAGAUGAAUGUCACAGAUAAGACUGGUACCAAGUUGAAGGAGAAUUGGAAGGAUGGAAUCUACACGUGGCUCGGGAUGAUGGCUCCUGGGCUUCCAAACGCCUUUAUGCUCUAUGGACCGCAGGCACCCUCGGGUCUAGCCAACGGACCACCUUUCCUUGAGCUUCAGGUGGAAUGGCUAGUCAAGUUCUUGCAGAAACUCGAGAAAGAGAAGGCCACAACUGUCGAGGUUUCAAGCGAGGCUGCAGUAGAGUACCGCCAAAAGAAUAUUGACGCAUAUGGCCACUCGCUUAUGAGCGAAACGCCCUCUUGGUGGAACGGCUCAAACAUUCCUGGCAAGAACAAAGAACCUCUUUUCUGGGUUGGAGGUCUUCAAGCUUGGAGACAGGAGAGCCUGAAGGGAUUGGAGGAUUGGUCGCGAUUUGUCUUGACAAAGAAGUGA